CAAGCGUCGCUCGCUCGCUUUCUGUGGGACGAUAUAAAAAGGCGGGCUUCGGCGAGGAGUUGCACAGUUGCAGCAAAGGCGGCGGCGGCAGCAGAAGGAGAAGGAGGAGGACUAAACAAGCCGUCUGCAGGCGCCGAGCUCCAGCUAGCCAUGUUCCCUCCUGCCCUCCAGCUCGCUGCCUUUCUGCUCGCCUGCCUGCUCCUGAAGAGCUGCCGGGCUUUUAAGAACGAUGCGACCGAGAUCCUGUAUUCGCAUGUGGUCAAAGCCAUGCCUGCCAGCAGCAACAGCAACAAUAACAGCAACAACAGCACCUUGAACCAAGCCCGAAACGGAGGCAGGCAUUCCGUCUUCGAUCGGAGCAGUCGUGUUCAAGUUGGCUGCCGGGAACUGAGAUCCACCAAAUAUAUUUCAGAUGGCCAAUGUACCAGCAUAAACCCUCUGAAAGAGUUGGUGUGUGCUGGAGAGUGCCUCCCGUUGCCAGUUCUGCCUAACUGGAUUGGAGGAGGUUAUGGAUCCAAGUACUGGAGCAGAAGGAGCUCCCAGGAGUGGAGGUGUGUGAAUGACAAAACCCGCACUCAGAGGAUCCAGCUGCAGUGUCAAGAUGGAAGUACAAGAACCUACAAAGUAACUGUGGUUACAGCAUGCAAGUGCAAACGAUACACCAGGCAACACAACGAAUCUAGCCAUAACUUUGAAGGAGCCUCUCAAACAAAGCCAGUCCAACAUCAUAAAGAGAGGAAAAGGAACAGCAAAUCCUUGAAGCAUCCCACAAGUUAGAGCUCCACCAUUCAUUUGAAGAGAUGAACUUCUCAAUGAUAUCAUCAUCCAACAAAAAUCCUUUCACACCAUAGUUGCUUCGCAGUUGAGUGUACACACACUUUUGUAGCUUUGACCAAACUCCAAAGGGCAUUCAGUGCAUAAGUACUUUUUGCUUUUUUGCUUAUCAUCUGUAUUUUCAAGAUGGGCAAUAUGCCUACAGCUAAUUGGGUAACACUUCCUGCCCCCCCUUUUUUUACUGGAAAUAAAUAGUUGUUACCAUGGACAUUCAAUCAAUUUUAUAUUGUUCUAGAAAGCUGCUGUUGUGAGUUUUCAUGGGCACGCUUGUAUUUUAUCAGGGUCUCAUAUGUCUCAUUUAAAAGGAAACAAAAGCUUUUAUUUUAAGUACAAUGAAACAAAAGCAGUAUGUAUGCUGAUUCUUCUCUUUCUCAUAAAUACUGGUAUCAAUACAUUACAAAAGAAAAAACUAUGCAUGACAGCGGCUGAAAAGUAUCCUUGAACAAAAGCUAUUUAUUUGUCAGUGUAAUUAUUUAAUGAGCUUUUUUGUGUUUUCAAUUUUUUAAGAUGCCUAUUGUAUGUUUUAACACUUUCUCCAACAUCAAAGUAUUUUCCUAUGAUUUGUGGUCAAAGUAGAAUAUACAUUUUGUAGAUAAUGUAAAAUAGAUAUUUUAACCCUUGUAGGUUCUUUUAAUUCUCAGUUUCAACGCAAGUAAAGCAUUUUGAGGAACGUUUUGUAAAUACAGGACAUUGUAAAAUAAUUUGUAUUUUUUUAAGUAUGCAAUCAAAAAGUAGAACUUCACAUUGAUUUCACCCAUUUUUAAUA
Pogona vitticeps (central bearded dragon) is the source of this 1600-nucleotide messenger RNA. It is a transcript of the gene SOSTDC1, whose product is annotated as sclerostin domain containing 1. Gene Ontology annotation, biological process: negative regulation of BMP signaling pathway; negative regulation of Wnt signaling pathway. The record is from RefSeq and is a predicted model, not a curated record. Gene Ontology annotation, molecular function: BMP binding. Lineage: Eukaryota; Metazoa; Chordata; Lepidosauria; Squamata; Agamidae.